Messenger RNA from Sinocyclocheilus grahami, 3784 nucleotides. It is a transcript of the gene tbc1d30, whose product is annotated as TBC1 domain family, member 30. The transcript is spliced from 11 exons. The record is from RefSeq and is a predicted model, not a curated record. Lineage: Eukaryota; Metazoa; Chordata; Actinopteri; Cypriniformes; Cyprinidae. Bases 201 to 3038 code for a protein of 945 amino acids. Gene Ontology annotation, cellular component: endoplasmic reticulum.
ACUAUUCCUGCUGCAGGGGCGUGCAGUCAGGAUUGAGAACGAUCAGGAAGGAAAGUGGAGCCUGGGCAAGGCGCUGCCAACCCCGCUCGAGGAAUGGAACACACCCGGAACUCGAGUUCCUUAUUGAUUCAUCUAAAACACUCUUUGGGUUGUACUUAUGCGCAGCAUGUGUAAUGUUGAACUUUAAAGAGGGCUAAAACAUGUCUGAUGUGGAAGUGGCCAAAGAGGAACUUAAGGAGAUAGACAUAUGUGGCAUCUGCUCGGAGGAGGAGGAGGAGGAGAGCGGAGUUUUCCUCAACUCAGGUGCGUCGUACCUUGACGGCUUCUCCGCGUUUCACAAAUGGGCUUCAAAGGGACGUUCAGUAUCGGAUGGAUACUGUGAGUGCGCCAAAACAGCUUCAGUCUCACUAUGCAAGUGCGCAAAAGUGCCUCAUGGAGCAGCAGCUGGAGAGAUCCGUAUGGAGAGAGGAGGAGGAGGAGGAGGUGUGUAUUCGGAUGAAGAGGAUCUGAGAGCGUCCCGCGCAUCAUCUAUAGUGGACUGUCUGUUAGUGGAGCUCUAUGACACAUACAGUAAUGUCAGAGGGGUGGACAGCUCGACCGAAGCCUCCAGCUCAGAAGCCUUCCUGGGCAGGAGUAACACUGGCUCCAGCUUUCUCCAAGAACUUCAGGAGAAGCACACGAGGCGCCAUCAGGUGAAAUACCUGGCUCAAAAAGGUCCAGAGGAGCUGAAGUGGAUCAUUCAGGAAGUGAAGUAUCGUAUUGGAGUGCAGUCGGCCAAACUGGUGCGUCAGGUCAAGAGGAAGGACAGACUUCGGCAGAAGUUUCAGAAGAACUGUGAUAUAGUCACCGCCUGCCUGCAAGCCAUCUCUCAGAAAAGACUUUCCUGCCUCAUUCAGGACCUGCACAGGACCGGCUGCAGUUCAUACUGUGGCCAGGAGGCGGAGCAGGACCGCGUGGUGCUGAAGCGGGUGCUGCUGGCAUACGCCCGCUGGAACAAGACUGUCGGAUACUGUCAGGGCUUCAAUGUUCUGGCCGCCCUCAUCCUGGAGGUCACAGAGGGAAAUGAAGGAGAUGCAUUGAAGGUGAUGAUCUAUUUGAUUGAUAAAGUGCUUCCCGAUAGUUACUUCGCCAAUAACCUGCGAGCCCUCUCAGUGGACAUGGCCGUAUUCAGAGAUCUGCUGCGACUUAAGCUUCCAGAACUUUCUCAGCAUCUCCACCAUCUCCAGAAAGUAGCCAAUCGGGAAGGAGGAGGGAGCUAUGAGCCUCCGCUCACCAACGUCUUCACCAUGCAGUGGUUUCUGACCAUGUUUGCCACUUGUUUACCCCAUCACACCGUGCUGAAGAUCUGGGACUCGGUCUUCUUUGAGGGCUCUGAAAUGCUACUGCGUGUAGCUCUCGCCAUCUGGGCCAAACUUGGAGAGCGAAUUGAGGAGUGCCAGACUGCAGAUGAAUUUUAUAGUACUAUGGGAUGCCUGACGCAGGAAAUGCUGGAGCACAACCUUAUCGACUCCAAUGACCUCAUGCAGACGGUCUACUCCAUGGCCCCGUUCCCGUUCCCCCAGCUGGCUGAGCUCAGGGAGAAAUACACCUACAACAUCACCCCAUUCCCGAGCCCUGUCAGAGCGAACAGCAGUCUUGCACUCCAUGGAUGGGAGAGUGAUGAUGAUGAUGCUGACAUGGAUGAUGAAGACUCUAUUGUCACUGCUCUGGGUUGCCUGGGGCCUCUUGGAGGACUUCUGGCCCCUGAGAUCCAAAGAUACCAAAAGCACCUUAAAGAUCAGAGAGCGGAGCAGAGCUCUCACGGCAGUAACAUGGCCGAGAUGAGUCCCGGGGCAGUGGGCGCGGGACGGGCCGAGCACCAGGCGGCAAUCAACAGCAUGAUGCUGGAGCGCAUGAGCACCGACAUCAGUGCGCUGAAGAAACAGUACUCACGCAUCAAACAGAAACAACAGCAGCAGGCUGGGCUCCUGUACAUCCACACAGGACCUCGCGUGGAAGCUGAAACUAUUGAACCUCAUCAAGCCAGUAAACAGCAGAAGCACCACACUGAUAAGUGUCCAGCCACCAGUAUCCUUCCCUCCCAAAUCGGUCCCUCCCCUGUGGUCAACCAUCUUCUCCUGGGCAGAAGGCCCAGACCUGGUCAGCGGUCCUCAAAGAACGGGAUCGUCCAUAACGGUGAAGGUCCUCAAGCCCACUCCACACCCAGCCAGGAUCAGAUGAUUCGGGCCAGACAUCACUCGCCCUGGCGCACACAUGUGCGAGCGCAUCGGAGGAACAUCGCCAGGGCACGGGCGCAACUUGGGUUUGAUGAUUCUCUGGAGAUAGAAGACGAACAAAUGAGCAAAACAGAAGAAGCAUCUGAAGAGGGAAGACGUGAGGAUGAAGAGCAAGAGAAGGUGGACACUGUAAGCCCAGAUGUCUCUCAGCAAGACCACAGCUCUGGAGAAGGAGAAGAUCUCCAGGAGAUCAACAAGCAGUUGUCUUCUUUGGAACUGGAACCAGAACUUUCAUCAGAAGCAGCUUCUGAUCCAACUCCACAUUCAGACGCAGAUUCUGAUACACCUACGUCUUCUCCAGAACCAGCUUCUGAUGCACCUACGUCAUCUCCAGAACCAGCUUCUGAUGCACCUACGUCAUCUCCAGAAUCAGCUUCUGAUGCACCUACAUCAUCUCCAGAACCAGCUUCUGAUGUACCUACACCAACUCCACCACCAGAAUCAGCUUCAAAUCCAAAUGAACCACAGCCAGAGCCCAAAUCCACGGCCUCAGCUCCGCUCCCAUCCACCCACCGUCCAGGUUCAGACUCCUUCAGCUCAGAAAGCGGAGGCUCACUCAAAAGUAGCCCUUCAAUGUCAGCAGGAGAACCUCCGAAACCACAGCAGAUCUUCUCCCCGUUCCCUUGCAUCAAAACCCCUCGCAAGUCCAUCACUGCCAGAAACUUGGGCCUCUACGGUCCAAACGCCAGGACUCCAAAUGUGCACUUUCCCCAGAUGAGCAGAAGCAUGAACCAUGUUGGAAACACCACAAGGCGGCGAUGAUGAAUAGUCGACUACAGGCGAGCACUUAUUUGAUUCUUCAUAUCGAUACGUUUGGGUUCAAAACUCCAACCACGAAAGCAGAUCUCUAGUAUGCUUCCAGAUACUCCAAAACAUCUACAUUUAGGAACAAUAUUUGAUAAUUUAAUGCUUCCAUGAAGUUUAUAACAUGAAUUUAUGAAGGCUGUUUCUUGUUUAUUUUCUUUUUUUUAGUGAAACCCUACCUAAACAUUUGGGAAUUAUACCCGACACUGAAAGCAUCUCUUGUUGCAUGUUCAGGUCAGCAGUAUUCGCUACAAUGCACCGUGUAUGUUUACUUACAUGCUUCAAAGCUCAGAAAAUCACUUGUAUGUAAAAUACUCAUGCUAAAUGACUGGGAAAUGCUGCACAGUCCAAAAUGAUUUUUUUUUAGCAACCAUUUACACUAUUUAAUCAUAUAAAGUCAACAAAUUUUCCAUGUUCGCUUGUUUCUGUUGUUUUUGACAACACUGGUGUUCAUUUUCCAGUCAUGUCAAGCCAUUCAUGUUUCUUUUAUUUUGAUCUUUCUUUAGUAAAUUAUUCAUUUGCCAUCUGAAUGACACAAGUUGUUGCCAUUAAGUUCUCUUUUCUGAUGCUCUGGUCAAAACUCUCCGCAAUUUAACAUCCCUUUGGAUGUUUCUCUUCUCUCUAUUAAUCUUUGGUGCAUAUGAGUAGUGGAGGAUCACAAAUGCCCCACAGAGAAUAAAAGACGUGCAAGUAUGGAAAAAAAA